AUGAACAUUGAGGGUCGGAUGCGAGAAGCCAAGCUGAGCUCCAGCACGUAUCUACAUGAGCCCCUCAUCAUGCAUGGAGCAAUAGAAAAUGAUUACUCUGUUGUCCCGUCUGAAGAUCAUUUAGUUUCUUUCAACUGGCUGCGUGCCAGCAAGAAGGGAGGAGAGCUUCAUCGACGGCUUGGUUCAUGGCCAUCCACCCCGUCGCAUGCGGUGCCUCCCGAGUCGUCCUUCUGUGCUGGAGCGAUGGGCUGUGGGGGCGAACGCAAGACGGAGGAGUGCGAGUCGACGGGGGGGACCGACGGGGGAUGGGCCUGGGUCGUCCUCGUGUGCACGUGCAUCCAAGGGGUGACGGUGUGGGCCUUCAUCGGAGUAUUCGGUCUGCUGUACGAGGAGCCGCUGCGACAGAUGGGGGCCGACGCCACGGACGCCGCGUGGCUCUUCAACUUCUGCAAAGCCCUCCAGUAUCUCGGAGGGAUGUGCGCGGGGCCGGUGGUGGUGGCGGCGUCGCACAGGGGGGUCGUGACGGCAGGGCUUCUCAUGCAGGCGGUGGGGCUGUUCGCGUCUGCCUUCGCCGGCUCCGUUCUGGGACAUACCUUCACCUUUAGCGUUCUCGUAGGGUUUGGUUCCGGAUUGCAGUUCAUCGGAUCCUAUCUGCACCUGAACCUCUACUUUGACAAGAGGAGAGGCUUCGCAGUUGGAAUGUACAUGAGCAGCAUCUCCGUCGGGUUCAUGCUCGUUCCGCAGCUGGUCGAGGCUUCCCUCCACCACUUUGCGAGUCAGGGCACGAUGAUAAUAUUAUCAGGAAUAGCGGUUCAAAUGCUUCCUUUCGCCUUCGUUCAGACCACACAUCCACUGCCCCGUUCGAAGAAGAUUCUUCCCGACCAAACAUGCGAUUCCGAUGCCGACCUACAAGAAGAAGCGGCCACGGACCAGGAGCCCCCAAAGCAGAUCAACCGGCCGGCGGAACCAGACGACCCCGCCAGAGGAACCUGCUCGGGCCUCUGGAAAAGAAUCGUCGGGAGGUUCCACCCCAGCCUCGACUUCACCGUCCUCCGAGAACCCAUCUGGUGGAUGCUGACCAUCACCGACUCCGUGUUCUCUCUCGCCCUCACGAACGCGGCGAUGAUCCAGCCGCUCCUAGCAACCGACCGUGGAUUCCCCGACGGCUCGGGCGCACUCCUCCUCACCGUCAGCGGGUGCGCCGAGCUCGUAUCGAGACUCAUCGUCCCGUCCCUGACCGACGUCAAGAGAAUAGACAAUACGUACCUCUUCAUGUUCUGGCUCUUCGCAGCAUCUCUCACGCCUCUAGGUUUUGCCCUGAGCGAGAGCCUUCCCUUAACGGCAGUGAUGAGUGGCUUCCUUGGUUUGGGAACGGGUGCCGUGAUCGGCAUGCCCAAUCUCCUUCUGACUUAUUAUCUCUCGGUAUCCAGGCUCCCGUCCGCGAUAACCUUCAAGCUGGUCGUGAAAGGCCUGUCUUUCUUCAUCGGACCCGGAAUCGGCAAACUGCGAGACGCGACGGGGGACUACAAUCUCCUCUUCUACAUCUUCACGGCGUCCUUGCUGCUCAACUCGGGGGCGUGGGUCCUCUACGUCGUCGUCGAGAGGAGGAGGAGAAUCCAACGCGAGGUCACGUGACGUCUCUCCCUUCUCGUGACAGCCCUCAUUUAGGAUCUCAGCUUGAGCGAUGCGAACUGACGACGGAAAGCGAGUACCACGACCCGGUCAGGAAUUGUUCGGAAAUAAAAGAGGACCCUGAACUCGAGAUAUUGCCUGUUAAUAUUCACGCACCUUCAUUACAUUUGAUUAGCCUCGAUUCAUUCAAGGAAAAAAAAAAUGCUCACAGCCCACUCACAAUCGCGGAGGAGCCCAUCUGCAGGACAUCAUCUUUAAAAAAAAUUAU
Darwinula stevensoni is the source of this 1900-nucleotide messenger RNA. NCBI's taxonomy places the organism in Eukaryota, Metazoa, Arthropoda, Ostracoda, Podocopida, Darwinulidae. The record is from the annotation of a GenBank genome assembly.